GAGGGCAGUUUCCAUUGAAAAUUCUCUUCUGUUUCCUUUGUCCAGUUUAUUCUAGUCUGGUUUGUUCUUGUCAAUUCUCAGAGAUUAUUUAGCAACAUCAUUAUCUUUUCUUCUUUUCAUUUUCUCCUCAAUGGUUACUAAGAAGGGUUCUUGAUUCUCUUUCCUUCUCUCUCUGUCUUCCCCAAAUCAGGAAAAAGCAUCUACCUUUUUAAUUUGUUUUCCUCCGUUAUCUUCCGUUCACGGCUGAUUGUUGUCAAGGGGAAUCUGUUCUUUUCCGUUUUGUAUUAGCAUUGCGUGGGCUCUGUCGUUUUGUCUGCUCCCUCGUCUGAUUGGAAUUCUGGAGAGAGAGAGAGAGAGAGAGAGAGAGAGAGAGAGAGAGAGAGAGAGGCGUAUAUACACAAAACCCUUGCUGGGUCUUGUUGGGUUUCUUUUUUAAUCUUGAAAUCAAACUGUUUAUACGGUUCUGUUACUCGAAGAUUCCGGCUUUCAAUCGAUCCGGAUCUCAUUGAUGACCAGCUGUUUCAAAGAUCCAACCUUUGUUUUGAUGAGGGCUUUGCUGUGUAAGAUCCAGUGCCCUUCUUUCUUCUGUUUCUGUAAACCUUCUCCUCACAUAUGCACGGCAGGUUCGCUGAGGUUGGAGAACACGCCUCACGUGUCUUCCACCGCCUCUGUUUCAUCUAAUGAUGAUCUUGACGAUGCCCAUGAUGAUGUUGAUAAUGUGGAUGGCCAUGGAAACGAUGAGGUUAGAGAAGAGAGUAGGGUAGAUGGAAAGGAAGAGGAAGGUCGAGGUACCGGGAAUUUUCUGAAGAGCAGUCUUAGGAAGGCGGAUUCUGGUUCAAUAGAAGCUGAGAAAAGGGAGAAGAAGAAGGUGCAGUGGGUGGAUUUGAUGGGGAAGGAGCUUGCUGAGAUCCGAGAAUUUGAGCCUAGUGAUGAAGAAGAUAUCUGCUAUGAUGGUGGAAAAAGUUGUGUUUGUGUUAUCAUGUGAUCCAUCUAUUUUAGUUUUAGCUCGGUGGGGAAUAGAUGGAAGGUGAAAAGUGGACUUGCAGUGACGAAGAAGAUAUCGGCUACGACUGUUGGGUGUCUUCAAUUUGUGGCUCCAGCAUUGGAAACAUUCUCCACUGAGGGCUCAUCAACAGAACAGUUCUUGCAAACCAUGUGUCCUCACUUUCUUCUGGACAUUUUGCCUGAAUCUGUAAGCCACACAUGACACAUCCCUCUGUUGUUGGCAUAAUGGCUCGGAUCAUUCAUCAUGCUCAUCUGGGGACCUUGAAAAUGAUUGCGUGGAAAACAUGCUGUAUGAAAGGUCCAUACUUUACGGGUUCUCGAGAUCUCCAAGGUUUUGUUGAUGGGUAUGCUUCCAGUUCGGUUGUUGUAUGAUCCUUUUAGUUUUCCAUCUGAAGCGUAAUUUUUUGACAUAUAGCAGAGAGUAUUAUCUGGCUAGGGAGGCACUAUCAUCUCGAGGUGAACCAGCUUGGUGAGCCUUUCCUGGAAACUUUGCUACUUGUGUAGUUAAAUGACAGAUCAAGCAGUAUCAACUGAAGCUGGAAUCUCUCCCAUUGGCAACAAUGAUGUGUUGUAAUUCCAAGUUUCCAGGCCUAACAGCCAGUUUCACAAGGGCAUGCUUCAAAAGAAGCAGCAACAGCAGCAGCAAUUGUUUACGGCCAACAAGGGACAUGAACUCGAGAAGGGAAUGCUUGUGAUCCACUGAGCAAGUCAAGAAAUCAAGAAAAGGGUAAGCAAAAAGCUCAAGAGACUAAGAAGGUGGUGGUGAUGAUGGUGAAAGCUUAAGUUGUUUGAUCUCAUUCUUGUUCUGUCUUGUUCUUUAACUGUGUCUGUGUUCCUUCUUUGAUUGCUCCUUAUCUCUGAUUUGUUUAAGCAUCCGAUAUAUAAUUAGUGAAUGAAAUCUUAAUAUUAUUAGAUA
Molecule: messenger RNA, 1921 nt
Organism: Tarenaya hassleriana
Lineage: Eukaryota; Viridiplantae; Streptophyta; Magnoliopsida; Brassicales; Cleomaceae
Exons: 3
Coding region: 509-985 (158 amino acids)
Source: RefSeq, a predicted model, not a curated record